AUGGUCAGCCUCGUGUCCUUGUUAGGAACUAAAAUAGACCCAACAGUAUCUGCCCCACUUCAGCCUGGGGACUCUGUUACCCGCCAGUGUUCAGUCCUACCUCAUUCCCAGACUGGAUCCUGUCCAAGUGAACGCAGGGUGUCCUGGUUUGGAGUCAGAAAAGACGCUUUCCUUGGAAGCAUCAUCUACACAGAUCAAAAUGUAUCUUACAAUUGUGACAAGAAACCUGACACAUCAUCAGAUUCAAGAAGAUGUGUUUAUAACUUCUCAAAGAAUGUCAGCUCUGAAGAUAGUGGGACUUACUACUGUGCACUGGCCAUGUGUGGGGAGAUUAUAUUUGGAAAUGGAACCAAACUUGAAAUUGAAGUCAAAGAUGGCUACAGAUUGCCAAAUUAUGGCCUGCUUCUGAUGUGUCCUCCUGUGGCUGUAAGUGGGUUUGCCAUUGUUAUUACCAUUAUCAGGACAAAAGGGGAUUUUUGGAAAGUUGAUAAUUGUCCUCAAGGAAAUGUUGAAAAGCAGAAACUAAAGAAAGAAGAGGACACACGUAUUUACUCUACUGUUGUCUUUGGUAUAAUAAAGAAGGAAAAGAUGCAAAAGCAAUAAAGAGGGAGAAAAUCUAUGGCCCUCUAAAGCCUUUCGGAGUAGAAUAACAAGUGCUGAAAAUUAUUGGUUCUCCAUCCUGAGUUUGUGAUGUAUGAGGCUAAGGACGAGUCAGUGAGCUGAAUUCAUAAAUUCCAUUAUUAUAACAAAAUACAGCUGGUCCAUUAUGACAUGCUGUCUUUAAGAGCUAAGAGUCAAAUGGCAUCCCACAAGGGUUUCCCAUUCCCUUUGUCUCUCUGAGCUACGCCCCAAAGAGGGCGUUACCUAGUGUGACAUCGCUUCCUCCAGCUCCCAUUUGCAUUUUCUAACAUGUGGUUUCCUUUAGGUUUAGCUUAGCUUUAGCUUAGCAACUAGCUAAAAGAGACAAAAGGAAAACACAGAAUUAUUUAUUCUCAACACAAGUCAAUGCCUGAACCUCUUUUUAAUCACCAUGAACCACAUAGCUGGAGCAGGAGGCCCUAUACAGCCCUACUAUCUCUCGUGACCACUAAUACCACUAACUUUCAGUGCUGUCCUUUGUAUGUUUGCUUUUUAAAAGUUUUUUUCUGGCAGUAGUGGCCUUCAAUUGUCUGUAAUCUGACAGGACAGGGGAAAGGAGAAGGAUGACCGCAUCAAUGUCUGCAGCCUCUGAAUACGGGGAGCCCACUAUAGCUAUUGUGCUACACAAUCUAUAGCUCUAUGUAAUGUAAAUUUUAUUACAACAUAAAUUAAGUAAUACACAUCAAAACACUUGAAUACACACUGUACUAGUCCGAUCAAAAUCCUGAUCUGUUAAGGCGAGCGGAGUUGGCUUUUGAAGUCAAAGCAGUCUCAAACUGAAUAUUAUAAAAGACCCAUUCUCACAAAACUGAUAGAGGAGAAUUGCCAACAGCAAGAAAAUGGAUAAAAUACUGACAACCCUGUUUCCUGUUUUGUCUUCCUGUUUUUUUUUUAACCUGUUUUAGAAAAAUGAAACCAUAAAGAAGAAAGCUUCUGCUCUCUGCUCGUUAUUAAAGUGUUAAAAUAAAAUUUUAUCAAAUUUUGCAUGUUCCUAUUUUUGUACAAUGACAGAACCGUAUACACUAGGG
Molecule: messenger RNA, 1667 nt
Organism: Gambusia affinis (western mosquitofish)
Lineage: Eukaryota; Metazoa; Chordata; Actinopteri; Cyprinodontiformes; Poeciliidae
Exons: 5
Coding region: 1-603 (200 amino acids)
Source: RefSeq, a predicted model, not a curated record